AUGUUAACAUUAACUAUAAUGACAUGCCUCAUAGAAGUAGUAGUGGUAUCUAUAUGUCUGUCUGUCUGUCUAUCAAUCUUUCUAUCUCAUUCUGUUUAUAUCUAUCUAUCUAUCUAUCUAUCUAUCUAUCUAUCUAUCUAUCUAUCACUUUAUGUAUGUAAGUAUCUAUCUGCCAGUCUAUCAAUCUUUCUAUCUUAUUAUGUUCAUGUCUAUCUAUCUGUUUGUCUGUCUAUCUUUCUAUUUAUGUCAUUCUGUUCAUAUCUAUCUAUCUAUCUAUCUAUCUAUCUAUCUAUCUAUCUAUCUAUGCAAGUAUCUAUAUGUCUGUCUAUCAAUCUUUCCAUCUCAUUCUGUUCAUUUCUAUCUAUCUAUCUAUCUAUCUAUCUAUCUAUCUAUCUAUCACUCCAUGGUGUACAACCCCCCCAUAUAAACACGUAUCUAUCUAUCUAUCUAUCUAUCUAUCUAUCUAUCUAUCUAUCUAUCUAUCUAUCUAUCUAUCUAAUCUCUCUCUCUCUCUCUCUCUCUCUCUCUCUCUCUCUCUCUCUCUCUCUAUAUAUAUAUAUAUAUAUAUAUAUAUAUUCUCCUUCUAUUUUUUUCUUUUUUUCGCAUCUGUUAAUAUCUGUCUUUUCAUAUCUAUCUAUUUAUCUAUCUAUCACAGUCUGUCCAUAUCUAUCUAACCGUAUUUAA
Acanthosepion pharaonis is the source of this 684-nucleotide messenger RNA. NCBI's taxonomy places the organism in Eukaryota, Metazoa, Mollusca, Cephalopoda, Sepiida, Sepiidae. The record is from the annotation of a GenBank genome assembly.